AUAAUAAUUUCAUUUUAUAAAAUAGUACCCGUAUAGUACAACAAAAUACUACAUGCUUACCACGUGCUAGCUAUGCAAUCAAACCAUCUACUACUAUCCUCAUCGUCGCCUUCUUCUUCUUCCUCUACUCCCCUUAUACCCCAUCACUCUCUCCCUUUUCACCUCUUCUGCAUAUUCCUUUCGAUACACUCCUCCCCUGUCUAUCUCUACAUAUCCUUUCACCUACUGUACUUUCCUUGUACUAGAUCCACUCGAAUUUCAAACCCUAAACCCCCCAAAACGACGCCGUCCGAUCCGGCGAUCCCGGAUCCUGAAACUCAAGCUGGAGCAGUUGAAGACAAUCGGUAGGGAGCUCGCAAUGGGCUCCCAAGGUGGAUUCGGUCAGUCUAAAGAGUUCCUAGACCUAAUUAAAUCAAUCGGCGAAGCCCGAUCUAAAGCCGAAGAAGAUCGAAUCGUAAUUAACGAGAUCGAAAUUCUCAAAAAGAGGAUAAUCGAACCGGAUAUACCAAAAAGGAAAAUGAAGGAGUAUAUAAUGAGAUUAGUUUAUGUUGAGAUGCUUGGACAUGAUGCGUCGUUUGGUUAUAUACAUGCUGUUAAAAUGACACAUGAUGAUAAUUUACAUUCCAAAAGGACGGGGUAUUUAGCUGUUACGCUUUUUUUGAAUGAGGAUCAUGAUUUGAUUAUAUUGAUUGUUAAUACUAUUCAGAAGGAUUUGAAAUCCGAUAAUUAUUUGGUUGUUUGCGCCGCGUUGAAUGCCGUUUGUAAGUUGAUUAAUGAGGAGACUAUUCCAGCUGUGUUGCCUCAGGUUGUGGAUUUGUUGGGACAUUCUAAAGAAGCUGUUAGGAAAAAGGCGGUUAUGGCACUUCAUAGGUUUCAUCAGAAAUCCCCGUCUUCGGUUAAUCAUCUCGUGUCCAAUUUCAGAAAGAGGUUAUGCGACAAUGAUCCUGGUGUUAUGGGCUCUACACUAUGUCCUCUUUAUGAUCUAAUCUCAGAAGAUGUUAAUUCUUAUAAAGAUUUGGUUGUCAGCUUUGUAAGCAUUCUAAAACAAGUAGCGGAACGGAGAUUGCCCAAGAGCUAUGAUUAUCAUCAGAUGCCUGCCCCAUUUAUUCAGAUCAAAUUAUUGAAAAUUCUGGCAUUACUUGGAAGUGGGGACAAAAAAGCCAGUGAACAAAUGUAUACAAUUGUUGGUGACAUUAUGAGAAAGAGUGAUUCAUCAAGUAAUAUAGGAAAUGCUAUUUUAUAUGAGUGCAUCUGCUGCGUUUCCUCAAUACAUCCUAAUCCCAAGUUAUUAGAAUCUGCGGCAGAAGCAGUUGCCAAAUUUUUGAAGAAUGAUAGCCACAAUCUAAAGUAUUUGGGGAUUGAUGCGCUUGGAAGAUUAAUAAAGAUAAGCGCAGAAAUUGCUGAGCAGCACCAACUUGCCGUGAUUGAUUGUUUAGAGGACCCAGAUGACACACUGAAGCGAAAGACUUUCGAGCUGCUGUAUAAAAUGACAAAGCCGUCAAAUGUAGAAGUUAUUGUUGACCGAAUGAUUGAUUACAUGAUGAGUAUAAAUGACAACCAUUAUAAAACUGAGAUAGCAUCCAGAUGUGUGGAACUUGCUGAGCAGUUUGCACCUAGCAAUCAAUGGUUUAUCCAGACAAUGAAUAAAGUGUUUGAGCACGCAGGAGAUCUAGUGAAUUUAAAGGUUGCCCACAAUUUGAUGCGGUUGAUUGCUGAGGGAUUUGGAGAAGAAGAUGAAACUGCAGAUAGCCAGCUGAGAUCAUCAGCUGUGGAGUCAUAUUUGCGCAUCAUGGGAGAGCCAAAACUACCUUCUGCAUUUCUCCAGGUUAUUUGCUGGGUCUUGGGGGAGUAUGGAACUGCUGAUGGGAAGUAUUCUGCCUCCUAUAUCACAGGGAAAAUAAGUGAUAUUGCUGAGGCACAUUCAACUGAUGACAUGGUCAAGGGUUAUGCAGUGUCAGCACUUAUGAAAGUAUAUUCAUUUGAAAUAGCAGCUGGGAGGAAAGUGGACAUGUUGCCUGAGUGUCAAUCAUUCAUUGAAGAGUUGUUAGCAUCAAACUCAACAGAUUUGCAGCAACGAGCAUAUGAACUUCAAUCUGUUGUUGGCUUAGACGCUCGUGCUGUUGAAAGUAUUAUACCAAUGGAUGCUAGCUGUGAAGAUAUCGAGGUUGAUAGAGAACUAUCGUUUCUCAAUGGUUAUGUUCAAGAGUCACUGAAUAAGGGGGCUCAACCCUAUAUUCCUGAGAAUGAGCGAUCAGGAGCUUCAAGCAUCAGCAAUUUUAGAAUUGAACAUCAUGGACCCUCGGGACAUUCUCUUAGAUUUGAAGCGUAUGAGCUUCCCAAGCCUUCUGUGCCAUCAAGACCUCCAGUCCCACCAGUAUCUGCAGCUGAACUUGUUCCUGUACCGGAACCAACUUAUCACACACAGUUUCAUGAAGCUGUUGCACCAAAGUUGUCCGUGUCUGGUACAGGCUCAUCUGAAAUCAAGCUACGACUUGAUGGUGUUCAAAAGAAGUGGGGUAAGCAAACUUAUUCCUCUUCCUCACCAUCUACUUCAGACUCUGAUAUCCAUAAGACUCAGAAUGGAGCGACCAAGCGUGAUGUACCAAGCAGCUUAAGCUCAAAAGCACGUGAUGUAUCUUAUGACUCAAGAAAGCAACAGGAGGAUGUUGAUCCGGAAAAGCAAAAACUUGCUGCUUCCCUCUUUGGGGGUGCAUCAAAACCUGAAAAGAGACCUCCUGCUAGUCAUAAGGCAUCAAGGCCAAACAGCCAUGCCGCAGAUAAGUCAAAUGCAGAAAAGAGUGGGCCUUCUGACGGAGGUGCGGUAAAAGCAAGUCCCCAACCACCUCCUGACUUGCUCGACCUGGGUGAACCAACUAGUAUUAGUAAUGCAACCUCUGUGGAUCCUUUUAAGCAACUGGAAGGCUUGCUUGAUUCAAACGAAGGAACUAUAGCUCCAGGUUCCAGUAGCUCUACUAAAGCACCUGAUUUAAUGUCUCUUUAUGGCGACACUUCCCUAAGUGGACAGAAUAUAGGAACAGCAAAUCUCCUUUCAACUGGUAGCAGUGAUGCAAAUCUCAUCUCUGAUGUUUCACAUGCACCCGACAGGAAUGGCCAUGGGACAGGAAGUGCAGUUACUCUGUCAACACCAUUAAGUAAGGGACCAAAUACUAAAGAUGCUUUGGAAAAAGAUGCACUUGUGAGGCAAAUGGGUGUGAACCCAACAAGUCAGAAUCCCAACUUAUUCAAGGAUUUGCUUGGGUAAGGUACAUGAACAUGGCUGUCUUUUAAAGUCUGUUGAGGCCCUUUCAGAGAGUCUAUGAUGAUUGAACUAGAUUUGUUUUGCUGGAAAGCUACAAAUAUUUUUGAUGGCAAAACUUACAAUUGAAAGUACAAUUGCAAGGAACUAAUUGUUGUAUGAGCCUGUGGUAUAUUUUAUAGCAGUUGCAGGUGGGGAAGUUUGUGUAAAACUGGCUUCGACUGGUAGGAAUGGGUGGACUCUACCUGAGAUUUUCGGAGUAAAAGGUGGUCAAGAUUUGUGCAGUCACGACCGUGGAUUUGCCACGCGCUUCAAGUUAUGUCAUAGUUGUGUUUUAUGUGAAUUUUCCUUUUUAUGUUUCUCUUAUUAAGACCAUUCAGUAUGUUAUUUCUUUUUUCAUGAAGGCAAACUGUAUCAUUUGGAGAGGUAUUGUACCCUUAUGUGAAUGUAAAGUAAUAAUCAUUUUUUCAGGUUAAAUUGAUACUGGCUGUAUCAGUGGAAUCUGGAUACCAUGCAAAGGCAGCUAGUUUUGCAAAA
Molecule: messenger RNA, 3793 nt
Organism: Capsicum annuum
Lineage: Eukaryota; Viridiplantae; Streptophyta; Magnoliopsida; Solanales; Solanaceae
Product: AP-4 complex subunit epsilon
Exons: 11
Coding region: 359-3262 (967 amino acids)
Biological process (GO): receptor-mediated endocytosis; intracellular protein transport
Cellular component (GO): membrane coat; AP-4 adaptor complex
Molecular function (GO): cargo adaptor activity
Source: RefSeq, a predicted model, not a curated record